AUGUCCGCGCAGGUCACUCCCUCCAAGCAGGCUGCAUCCUCCUUCGAGAACCUCAAGAUGAGCGACUCACCCGUCAAGAAGCUCAAUUUCGAAGCCGCGGGCAAGGAGAAUGCUCCUUCGUCUAUCCAGGUCACCGACGUGCCCGCCACCAAGACCGCUGUUGAAAAGCCUACCGAAGUCUCCUCCAAGAUUGCUAGCAUCAAGGAAAUGGAAGCGAACGAGCCCCUUCUCCAAGAGAACCCUCAUCGUUUUGUUCUGUUCCCCAUCAAGUAUCAUGAGAUCUGGCAAAUGUACAAGAAGGCUGAGGCCUCUUUCUGGACCGCCGAAGAAAUUGAUCUCUCUAAGGAUCUUCACGAUUGGCACAACCGCCUGAACGAUGACGAGCGCUACUUCAUCUCUCGCGUCCUUGCCUUCUUUGCUGCCUCCGAUGGCAUUGUAAACGAAAACCUGCUCGAGCGUUUCAGCGGAGAGGUGCAGAUCCCUGAAGCUCGUUGCUUCUACGGUUUCCAAAUCAUGAUCGAGAACAUCCACUCCGAGACCUACUCUCUUUUGAUUGAUACCUAUAUCAAGGAGCCCAAGCAGCGUACCUACCUAUUUGACGCCCUCGAUAACAUUCCUUGCAUUCGCAAGAAGGCCGAUUGGGCUAUCCGCUGGAUUCAGGAUAAAGAGUCGACCUUUGGCCAGCGUCUUGUGGCCUUUGCCGCUGUUGAGGGUAUCUUCUUCUCUGGAUCUUUCGCCUCUAUCUUCUGGCUGAAGAAGCGUGGCUUGAUGCCCGGUCUUACCUUCUCCAACGAGCUCAUCUCUCGUGAUGAGGGUCUCCACACUGACUUUGCUUGUCUCCUCUUCUCGCACCUGAACAACCGUCCCGACCCCCAGGUUGUGGAAGACGUUAUCGUGGAAGCUGUCGCCAUUGAGAAAGAGUUCCUGACUGACGCUCUUCCUUGCGCUCUUCUUGGUAUGAACUCCAACUUAAUGUGCCAGUACAUUGAGUUCGUCGCCGACCGUCUCCUGGUCGCCCUUGGCAACAAGAAGUACUUCAACGCCACCAACCCCUUUGACUUCAUGGACAACAUCUCCCUAGCUGGUAAGACCAACUUCUUCGAGAAGCGUGUUGGUGACUACCAGAAGGCUGGUGUGAUGGCCAGCACCAAGAAGGAAGCCAAGCAAGAUGAAAGCUCCGGCAGCGCUGGCGGCCUCAACUUCGACGAGGACUUCUAA
This is a messenger RNA of Aspergillus bombycis, 1218 nucleotides long. Its product is annotated as ribonucleotide-diphosphate reductase subunit RNR2. Bases 1 to 1218 code for a protein of 405 amino acids. The transcript is spliced from 4 exons. Gene Ontology annotation, molecular function: oxidoreductase activity. Gene Ontology annotation, biological process: deoxyribonucleotide biosynthetic process. NCBI's taxonomy places the organism in Eukaryota, Fungi, Ascomycota, Eurotiomycetes, Eurotiales, Aspergillaceae. The record is from RefSeq and is a predicted model, not a curated record.